AUGGUUACUUUAUCGACUAAGAAAAUUGUCUUACUCUCAAUUUUCUCCGUUACAAUAACAACUCAAUCUUCAACAGAAACUAGCAUUCAAACUAAUUCUACGGUUUCAACAACUCCAUUUGAUCCAAGCCACCCGAGCAAUGUCCGAAUUUUGGUUCUUGCUAAGCGAUUGAGAAAUUCUGUCACUUUCUCCGGCGAUGGAGAAAUUUUAGAAAGGACUUUUGUUUUCGCACCAUCUCAAAAUUUUGCCGACACAAGUGCUUACGCAGUUGUACAGGGAACGAUGUACAUUUUCGGGGGCUAUUCGGAUUCUCACAAAAUCGCAAAACUGGAAAGCUGUCGAUUGUCAGAGAUCUCUAUUAGACUCAUUAACUCGUACGAAUAUGCUCCUGCAGCGUUGGCAAUAGAAAAUGGCCACAAAGCAUUAAUCUGCUUUGCCCAAAACCACAGAGAAAAAUGUGAGAUAUUUGACACAGUUGAAUCGACAUCCACUCACUCCACAAAAUACGAGCAUCAUUUUGGCGGCUUUGGUUACUAUAACGGGCAGCCAACAACGGUUGGAAGUGCCUUUUACUGGAGUUUUCAGAAAGUAGAGACUUACUCCUCAUCUGGAUGGAACGAGCUUGCAGAUCACCCAAAAAAAAUUUACCGACAUACAUUGACUGGACUUGACAGUGGAGCAAUGCUUAUGGUCGGCGGAAGAGACGCUGAAUCAGAAGAAAAUCGCGAUAUUUGGCUUUUGAAAGAAGGAAUUUGGGACCUUAUUGGAUACCUUCAACAUUCGCAGGCCGAGGCUUCAGCAUUGAAGGUUGGCGACUAUAUCUACAUUGUCCCCAGAGAAAUCGAGGAUUCGGAUGGACUUUUACCGAUUGAAAGAAUUCAAGUUUCCAAUGAUGAAGUUAUCGAGACAAAAGUGAUUGCUCGGCUUAUUGACAAAAGCACCCUUCCAGUCGUUUUUGAAAUAGAGAUCGAUUCUUGUUUUUAA
Oikopleura dioica is the source of this 984-nucleotide messenger RNA. NCBI's taxonomy places the organism in Eukaryota, Metazoa, Chordata, Appendicularia, Copelata, Oikopleuridae. The record is from the annotation of a GenBank genome assembly.